CGCGCGAGAUCAAAGGCGAAAUUUUUACCGGCGUCGUGAGGUGAGACGGACCCGAGAGCCGGCAAGACGCCAAACCCGGCGUGCCAUCUCCUCCCCUCCUCCCGCUCCCAAACCCCCCACCCAAAUCCCCCUCAGCCCGCGCCAACCCAAUCUGCUCCUCCUCCCAACGCCUAUGCACAGGCGCCGCGCGUGUCGGGAGAGGCGGCUGUCCAGUAGCGGCGGCGGCGUCGUCCUCCCAUGAGGCGGAGCGGCGACGGCGGCAGCAGCAGCACGGGCAAGAAGACGAGGAAGAGCAAGGGCGCCGGUUCGGCGGCGACGCGGCCGCGGGCGGACGGGGGGAUGCGCAUCGUGGUGCCGCUGCAGGGGGUGGUGCAGGGCCGCGGGGGGCUCGUGCUCGGCUCCCUCAUCCCCUGCGCCCUCUUCUACUUCUUCCAGCUCUACAUCAAGCGCAACCGCGCCGCCACGCCGCCGCCCGCCGCCGCCGCAGCCGGAUCCCCCACGGCCGCGGCUGCCGCGGUGUCGCCGAUCCACCGCUCGCUCUCCCGCGGCCUCCUCUCCCCGCGCGCCGCGCUGCCGGCCCUCUCCGCCCGCGGCGGCGCCGUCCGCGACGACGACUCGCUCUACUACGCCGGCCUCCGCCGCUGCGCCGCCGACCUCUACCACCCGACCACCAACCCCUCCGGCAUCAUCCAGCUCGGCCUCGCCGAGAACUACCUGUCGCUGGAUUUGGUUGGGAGAUGGAUGGAGAAGCACGCGGCGAAGGCGGCAUCAAUGGCGGGCGGAGAAGACGAGGAGGAGAGGGAGCUCUCCAUCAGGGGCCUCGCCGCGUACCAGCCGUACGACGGGAUACUUGCCUUGAAGAUGGCUCUUGCUGAAUUUAUGAGGCAAAUCAUGCAAGAAUCAGUGUCCUUUGACCCAUCUCAAAUGGUUAUAACCUCUGGUGCAACUCCUGCAAUGGAAAUACUGAGUUUCUGCCUUGCUGAUCCAGGAAAUGCAUUUCUUGUUCCAUCACCAUACUACCCUGGGUGGGACAGGGACAUAAAAUGGCGCACUGGCAUUGAGUUGAUACCUGUUCCUUGCCGUAGCACUGACAACUUCAAUAUUAGUAUCACUGCUCUAGAAAUAGCCUACAAUCAGGCAAAGAAGCGAGGAAUAAAGGUUCGUGGGGUUCUCAUAUCCAACCCUAAUAACCCUACUGGAAGCUUUGUACCGAAGCAAACACUGCACGAUCUUCUAGAGUUUGCUGCAGAGAAGAACAUCCACUUGAUAUCUGAUGAAGUGUUUGCUGGCUCAACAUACGGAUCUGGAAAAUUUGUGAGUGUGGCAGAGGUUGUUGAUGAUCUAGAAGAUUUUGACAAAGGCAGGGUGCACAUAAUAUAUGGACUCUCGAAAGACCUUUCUCUUGCUGGUUUUCGAGUUGGAGUGAUAUAUUCCUAUAAUGAAAGCAUCGUGACCGCAGCUGCUAAGAUUGCUAGAUUCUCGUCAGUGUCAACUCCAACACAACGCCUGCUUGUUGCCAUGCUCUCGGACCAAAAGUUUAUUGCAGAUUACCUAAAAAUUAAUAGAGAGAGAUUGCGCAAGAUGUACAAUUUGUUUGUCAGUGCUCUGAAUAAAGUGGGGAUUGAGUGCUUCAAGAGCAGUGGAGGGUUCUAUUGCUGGGCAGACAUGAGCAAGUUCAUCAGGUCUUACAGUGAGAAAGGCGAGCGCAAGCUUUGGGAUAGGUUAUUGGAGGAAGCAAAGGUCAAUGUCACUCCAGGUUCAUCUUGCCAUUGCAUCGAACCUGGGUGGUUCAGGUGUUGCUUCACGACAUUGAGCGAACACGAUAUACCUGUCAUACUGGAAAGGCUCAGGAGGGUUACAGAUAGCCAUAAAUCGUAAAUCAAACUGGUGAAACAGUAGGAUUAUCCUCUUGAGCUUAUAAGGGUAUGCAAUAACUGCUUUGCCAGGUGCUCCACCGAGAAUGCAGGGGCAAUGGGGCAUACAGGAUGAACAUGAUCCAUUCUGUUCUGAUCAUAGGAGCUCUUUCUUCUUUACCAUGGGAACUAACAAACAUUAGGAGCAAUCGAACGCCUUUGUUGGAACGAAGAGCGUGAUUCUGGACCAUGUUCGCAUUGUUCUGUUGAAGAACAGCAGCGCUUUUGAAGGUUGUUGAUGAGUUGCUUUUGUUGAUCUGUAGAUCUCCAGCUGCUUCCAUUGUAGGAGUUUCAGAUAGAAAAUUGCCCAUAUGUUGAUAGGUUGAAUCAAGCAUUAAGUUAAAUUCUCUCGCUCUCAAGGUUCAUUGUGGCAUAAGUUAGUGCUGGGUUUUUGUUUGUGAGUUUGUAAAUGAGUUCCUGCUUGUGCCAGGGUUUUGGACGCAGGUCAUAUGUUGACAUCAAAAUUAUUUAUUUUGGGGGGUUCAUUUUUUCCAC
Molecule: messenger RNA, 2408 nt
Organism: Oryza brachyantha (malo sina)
Lineage: Eukaryota; Viridiplantae; Streptophyta; Magnoliopsida; Poales; Poaceae
Product: probable aminotransferase ACS12
Exons: 4
Coding region: 238-1878 (546 amino acids)
Biological process (GO): biosynthetic process; amino acid metabolic process
Molecular function (GO): pyridoxal phosphate binding; transaminase activity
Source: RefSeq, a predicted model, not a curated record